AUGGAGAGAGAAGGCGAAGGUGAGUGGAGAGAAGUGAGGAGGAGGGGGAGAGGAGCGAGCAGCUAUUCCAAAACUCAGAGAACCGGCGCUAGGUUUGACAACAAAGUGAUGGAAAAUAGUGUUUCUUUCUUCUUCAACAAUUUUCCGGAAGGGACUUGGAUGGAAACUCUUGAGAAUAGGUUCGCCAGAGUCGGUAAAGUUUUGGAUAUCUUCUGCCCAAGAAAGAGAUACUUGAAAGGCAAACCCUUCGGCUUCGUCCGUUUUGAGGGGGGAGCAGAUAUCACCCGCACAUUGGAGGAACUGAAUAACAUCUGGAUCGGAAGUUACAAAAUGAGAGCAUACGUUCCAAAGUUUGAGAGACCGAGGACGGAAGAGCAAAAGAAGAGAACUGAAAAUCGACCGGAGGUGCAGCAGAGCAGGUUUCCGGUAAGUAAAACAGAUCAUAACUUCGCACGACAGGCCCAUCUUAUCCCCAAAGGUCUCAGACAAAGCGGAAAAUCCUUCGCUGAAGCAAUAGGCGGGUCGGCGGUUCCUCCGGCAGACGAGAUUAUUGGGUUCCAAACCACGGAAGAAGAAAGAACGUGGCUUCUCAAGUCCUUUACUGGGUACGUUAAGUCGGAUUUUCUGUGGGAAGACUUUGAAGAAGAAAUCAAUAGUGAAUGUGCCUCGAUGCUUAGGAUCUCAUCUCUCGGAGGAAACCUUGUGAUUAUCCAAAGCAUCGAUCAUCGACCGGUUCAGGAGCUGCUCAAUGGUCUCGACGAAUGGGUCAGUUUCUGGUUUGAAUGGGUUAGGCCCUGGUCCUACGUCGAUGUCCAAACCCAAAGGACAGUAUGGACUAAAUGGCUUGGGGUGCCAUUACAGGCUUGGAACUCAAGGUUCUUCCAUCUAGCUUGCUCUAAAAUGGGAAUGGUCCUCAAAAUUCAUGAAUCCACUAAGGAAAGGUCCCGCCUUGACAUGGCGUUGAUCCAGAUCUCCACGGGACUGGGGCCAAUCGACAAGACCCUUCAAUGUAACAUUGAUGGAGCUCGUUUUAAGAUCCGGGUCGUUGAAUUGCAAGACCAAAAUGCGUUGGAAAUUCCUUGCUCCCAGGUCGCAGAAACUGAAUCGGAAGACUUCUCGUCAUCGGAGCUGGAGGAGGAGAUGGAGGGGUCCGGGUCUCCGGCGCAUGCGCAGGUUUUUCACGGCGGCCCGGUUCAAUCUCAGGAUGGGGGGGAGAUUGAAUCAACUCCGGUCCAGCCAGCGAUCGCUUCGUUUUCUGUUCAAAAUGCAGCCGACUUCCCUACUCCCGAAAAAGAUUGUCAGCAAGCAGUUAUGGAACAAUCAGCUGGGUUAAGGAAUCAAUAG
Molecule: messenger RNA, 1344 nt
Organism: Salvia miltiorrhiza (redroot sage)
Lineage: Eukaryota; Viridiplantae; Streptophyta; Magnoliopsida; Lamiales; Lamiaceae
Exons: 1
Coding region: 1-1344 (447 amino acids)
Molecular function (GO): RNA binding
Source: RefSeq, a predicted model, not a curated record